CUAAGUGCUUGUUGCUCUUCUUUCAUUUAAUUAAAAAUUCAUUUCUAAAUUCAAAUUCAGUCGUUUACUUAUUGCCUUAGAAUACACAAUGUUUAAAUUAUUAACGGCGAUAGUUCUUUUAUUAACGAUUUUAAAAUGUGAUGUUUGUAAUGCAGUUAAGAAAUAUAAUCCAACGUGGGAAAGUUUAGAUAGUAGACCAUUACCAGAUUGGUAUGAUAAUGCAAAAGUAGGCAUUUUUAUUCAUUGGGGUGUUUAUUCGGUACCGAGUUUUGGUACCGAAUGGUUCUGGAUAAAUUGGAAAGGACAAAAUGUAUCAACCUACAUUGAUUUUAUGAAAAAAAAUUAUAAACCAAAUUUUACUUAUCAAGAUUUUGCUAAAGAUUUUACUGCUGAAUUAUUUAAUGCAACACAAUGGUCAUUAUUAUUUCAAGAUAGUGGAGCUAAAUAUGUGGUGUUAACAAGUAAACAUCAUGAUGGUUUUGCUUUAUGGCCUUCAACAAAAUCAUUUAGUUGGAAUUCAAUUGAUAUUGGACCAAAACGUGAUAUUAUAGGUGAAUUAUCAUCAAGUAUAAGACAAAAUACAAAUUUAACAUUUGGAUUAUAUUAUUCUCUUUUUGAAUGGUUUAAUAGAAUGUAUUUAAUGGAUAGGGAUAAUGGUUUUAAAAGUAAUGUUUAUGUUGAAGAUAAAGUAUGGCCUGAAAUGAAAGAAAUUAUUGAACGUUAUCAUCCAGAUGUUUUAUGGUCGGAUGGUGAUUGGGAAACAACACCUGAUUAUUGGAAAUCAUUAGAAUUUUUAGCUUGGUUAUAUAAUGAAAGUCCAGUAAGGAAUACAGUUGUAACUAAUGAUAGAUGGGGUAGUGGAGUACUUUGUAAACAUGGAGAUUUCUUUACAUGUCAAGAUCGUUAUAAUCCUGGAAUUUUAAAGGAACAUAAAUGGGAAAAUGCAUUCACCUUAGAUAAAACUAGUUGGGGACAGAGAUUUGAUACAAAAUUAAGUGAUUAUAUGACAUCUGAACAAUUAAUAAAAGAAAUUGUAACAACAGUUAGUUGUAAUGGAAAUGUUCUUGUUAAUGUUGGUCCAACAAAAUCUGGUACAAUUCAACCAAUUUUUGAAGAACGUUUACGUGAUAUGGGUUCUUGGUUAAAAAUUAAUGGUGAAGCUAUUUAUUCUACAAAAUAUUGGAUAUAUCAGAAUGAUACCAAAACUGAAGGUGUCUGGUACACAAUGAAACCACAUCCAGAUAUUAAAAAUAGAAUUAUAUUAUAUGCAAUGAUUUUAAAUUAUCCAUAUGAUACAAAUACAAUUGAUUUAGAAUCUGUAUAUAAAUAUAUGGAUAUAAAAAGUGAAGUAACAAUUUUGGGUUUACCAGAAAAUAUUCCAAUAAAGUGGGACGUUCUGGAUUCAUCAGUGUUAUUUAAAUUACCACCAAAAAAUUUUAUGGAUAAAUAUGGUUUAAAAUAUGCUUGGACAAUCAAAAUGGAUGUUUCAUUAGAGAAUGAAUAAUGAAAUUGCAAAACAUUUUGAAAGGCUUUUAAUAAAUUCAAUUGAUUGAAUAAAUUCAAAAUUAA
Molecule: messenger RNA, 1569 nt
Organism: Condylostylus longicornis
Lineage: Eukaryota; Metazoa; Arthropoda; Insecta; Diptera; Dolichopodidae
Product: putative alpha-L-fucosidase
Exons: 9
Coding region: 89-1504 (471 amino acids)
Biological process (GO): fucose metabolic process; glycoside catabolic process
Cellular component (GO): lysosome
Molecular function (GO): alpha-L-fucosidase activity
Source: RefSeq, a predicted model, not a curated record